Messenger RNA from Funneliformis caledonium, 205 nucleotides. The record is from the annotation of a GenBank genome assembly. NCBI's taxonomy places the organism in Eukaryota, Fungi, Glomeromycota, Glomeromycetes, Glomerales, Glomeraceae.
UAUAUUAUUUAGUAUACCAAGAUCAAUGAGAAUUUUGAUGACAUGUGCGGAAAGUUCAUUAGAGAUCUUUUGUUUUAGAUUUCCAUACAUGGUGACGACUCCUACGAAUAUCGCUGGACUAAUGAACAAAAAUAUGAUGGAUAAUUCCAAAAAUGACAUGGUUUCCGAAGAGUUGAAUGAUAUUAAACUGGACAUGCUUAGAUAA